This is a messenger RNA of Artibeus jamaicensis (Jamaican fruit-eating bat), 2155 nucleotides long. It is a transcript of the gene STIP1, whose product is annotated as stress induced phosphoprotein 1. The record is from RefSeq and is a predicted model, not a curated record. Gene Ontology annotation, molecular function: Hsp90 protein binding. NCBI's taxonomy places the organism in Eukaryota, Metazoa, Chordata, Mammalia, Chiroptera, Phyllostomidae. Bases 98 to 1729 code for a protein of 543 amino acids. The transcript has 14 exons.
GGGGUCCCGGCAGCUUCUAGUAGGUUCCAGAAGGCGGCGCGUGCGGUUGGUAACGCGGAGCGGACGGAGUCGAUUCAACCGGGUUCCUGGCUGGGCUAUGGAGCAGGUGAAUGAGCUGAAAGAGAAGGGCAAUAAGGCCCUGAGUGCUGGCAACAUCGAUGAUGCCUUACAGUGCUACUCCGAAGCAAUUAAGUUGGACCCCCAGAACCACGUGCUCUACAGCAAUCGCUCGGCGGCCUACGCCAAGAAAGGAGACUACCAGAAGGCCUAUGAGGAUGGUUGCAAAACUGUUGACUUAAAGCCUGACUGGGGCAAGGGCUAUUCUCGAAAAGCAGCUGCUCUCGAGUUCUUAAACAGAUUCGAAGAAGCCAAGCGGACCUAUGAGGAGGGUUUAAAACAUGAAGCAAAUAACCCUCAGCUCAAAGAGGGUUUACAGAACAUGGAGGCCCGGUUGGCAGAGAGGAAGUUCAUGAACCCUUUCAACAUGCCCAACCUGUACCAGAAACUAGAGAGUGAUCCCAGGACGAGGGCGCUGCUCAGCGACCCCUCCUACCGCGCACUGAUAGAGCAGCUGCGGAACAGGCCGUCCGACCUGGGCACGAAACUACAAGACCCUCGGGUCAUGACCACUCUCAGUGUCCUCCUGGGGUUCGACCUGGGCAGCAUGGAUGAGGAGGAGGAGGUCGCAACACCACCACCGCCGCCGCCUCCCAAAAAGGAGACCAAGCCAGAACCAAUGGAAGAGGAUCUUCCAGAGAAUAAGAAGCAGGCCCUGAAAGAGAAAGAGCUGGGGAACGAGGCCUACAAGAAGAAGGACUUCGACGCAGCCCUGAAGCACUAUGACAGGGCCAAGGACCUGGACCCCACCAACAUGACUUACAUGACCAACCAAGCAGCUGUGUACUUUGAAAAGGGCGACUACAGCAAGUGCAGGGAGCUCUGUGAGAAGGCCAUCGAAGUAGGGCGAGAAAACCGGGAGGACUAUCGGCAGAUUGCCAGAGCUUACGCACGAAUUGGCAACUCCUACUUCAAAGAAGAAAAAUACAAGGAUGCCAUCCAUUUCUAUAACAAGUCCCUGGCAGAGCACCGGACACCAGAUGUGCUCAAGAAAUGCCAACAGGCAGAGAAAAUCUUGAAGGAGCAAGAGCGGCUGGCUUAUAUAAACCCUGACCUGGCUUUGGAGGAGAAGAACAAAGGCAACGAAUGUUUCCAGAAAGGGGACUAUCCCCAAGCCAUGAAGCAUUAUACAGAAGCCAUCAAACGGAACCCAAAAGAUGCCAAGUUGUACAGCAAUCGAGCGGCCUGCUACACCAAGCUCCUGGAGUUUCAGCUGGCACUCAAGGACUGUGAAGAGUGUAUCCAGCUAGAGCCAACCUUCAUCAAGGGUUACACACGGAAGGCAGCUGCCCUGGAAGCGAUGAAGGACUACACAAAAGCAAUGGAUGUCUACCAGAAGGCGCUAGAGCUGGACUCCGGCUGCAAGGAGGCAGCGGAUGGGUACCAGCGCUGUAUGAUGGCCCAGUACAACCGGCACGACAGCCCCGAGGAUGUGAAGCGACGGGCCAUGGCUGACCCCGAGGUGCAGCAGAUCAUGAGUGACCCGGCCAUGCGGCUCAUCCUGGAGCAGAUGCAGAAGGACCCUCAGGCCCUGAGCGAACACUUAAAGAACCCUGUGAUAGCACAGAAGAUCCAGAAGCUCAUGGACGUGGGUCUGAUUGCGAUUCGGUGAUGACUCGCUCGUCACCCCCCUUCCCUUUGCCCUCGUGUGGAAAGAGGAGCUGGGACCCCUGCGAGCAGCACAGCACGGAGCCAGAAGGGAGAGGAGGGGAGCAGACAGCGUUUCUCUCUAUAUUUAUACAGACCUGUGGGAACGAUGCAGAGACUCGUGUCCGCGUUCCUCCACAGCCGCCGCCUCUGGGGCCUCCCAGCACGUGCAUGGUCUCUUCUGCUGUCCUCGAGUUUCAUGUCUCUGUCCCCUGUCCCCAGUCACUGUCUCAGCUGCUCUCCCAUAGUUGGUUAUUUUUUAUUUGGGGCAGUGGGCAUGUAUGGGGAGGGGAGGGUGUUCUUCCCAACCUCAGGUCCGUCCCAGCUGUCUUCACGUUGUUCGCUCCACGUCCCCUCCUCCAAUAAAGCAAGCCAGUCGGGCGUGGUUGUA